AUCAAAUCGAGUUGUUUUUAGUUUUAGGAGCGUUAUACUGAUUGAUAGCAAUGUUCUAAAUGAGAAUAUUUUUAUAUAAAGUAUAUUUAUUUACUAAAAUAAAAAGUUAAAAUGUAGUAUCAAUUAACAAAAAUUUUUAGUUUCUUAUGCCAUUGAAAUGGAAAACAUAUUCUAAAGGGUCUAUAGUUUUGAUACACCCUUAUAAAGAGUAUGGAGCAUUUCGCAUUGCGCAGCUGCCAACAAUAUUGUCAAAUCGAUGGCAUGGUCCUAGCAUCUUUCCUUUGGCUAUCUGAUAGUAAGCUGGAAUCCUGCAACAAUGAGCUCAUUAUCCAAACAGCAACCCAAUGGACAGUACAACCUCCCGGCUGCGCUGGAUUUGCGCCUGUGGCCUGGCCAUCUCCGUGUAUUCACUGUAUGUGAAAAAGAAACUGGAGGAGGAUGCGAACUACAGGCCCAUAUGCGAUGUGAAUGAUAAUAUAAGCUGCUCCCUGGUAUUUAAAUCAGUCUAUGGCAAUGGCUUUGGUCUUUCUAAAAUAACCAAACUAAAUUAUCCCAAUGGAGUCAUUGGAUGUGUAUUUUAUGUCCUCUAUUUUGUGAGCUCUUUUUUUAAACAUCAAUGGCUGUGCUUGGCCCAAUUGUUAUUAUGCACUUUGACAUUAUUCCUCUGCGUUUAUCUGGGAUUCCUGCUGCUGUUUGUCUUCUACGACUGCUGUUUGGUGUGCUUGGCCAUCUAUUUAAUACACACAUGGCUCUUUCAGGAAGUCGUACGCCGCUAUAGACGUCUCUAUUUCUAAGAUUUGUGUAAUUUAAAGUCAUGUUUAAAUUAUGAAGAAGAUAAAAGCUUAAGAUAAACAACUAA
This is a messenger RNA of Drosophila elegans, 859 nucleotides long. RefSeq names its product vitamin K epoxide reductase complex subunit 1 (gene Vkor). The transcript is spliced from 3 exons. Gene Ontology annotation, biological process: peptidyl-glutamic acid carboxylation; vitamin K metabolic process. Bases 345 to 794 code for a protein of 149 amino acids. The record is from RefSeq and is a predicted model, not a curated record. Gene Ontology annotation, molecular function: vitamin-K-epoxide reductase (warfarin-sensitive) activity. NCBI's taxonomy places the organism in Eukaryota, Metazoa, Arthropoda, Insecta, Diptera, Drosophilidae.